AUGACUUUCAAGCGCGGCUUUCUCAACUCGGAGAAAGGGCGCCAGGCUCUAGCCACCGAGUCGACCUCUUCUUCCAAAUCAGCCGUCUCGUCUACCCCGGACAAUAACUCCCCAUCCAAUCCGGAUCGCCGCUCAAGCGAAAUUGACUCUUCCCCAGCAAAAGAACUCGAGAGUUUUGAGGUUCCGCUUGAUCUGCACGCUCCUCCACCAUGGCUGGAUCGCCUACCCGGAAACGAUCGCUACAUCUUCAGACAAUGGCCACGCGCACCUGAUGGGAAGGUCAUUCCCAAGGAACAUCCCGAGUUCGGUAAAAGGACGUCCAAUGGCUGGUACAUAUGGGGAGAGACACUUUACGACUUCUUCCAGACGCCUCGCAUGCCGACAGUCCCAAAUUUCUUGACUUACAGUUCUGGAAGUAGACUUGCGGCAUGGAUGCGCAGCUUCGGGGAGCUUGAUGCCGCGAUCGACGAGCUAGCUUGGGCCGACGCCGAGGGCGAUCCGACUGAAGUACACCCUUGCAGCGUUGGACAGCUUAUCUGUGACUAUGAACGAAACACUGCUGGCCUUGAUCCGAAACAUGAAUCAUCACAGAUCUUUCUCUCCAGAGUGCCCAAGCUACAGGCUCGCCUUCCCUUCUAUCUGUUGCCCGAGAGAUUGAUCGUUCAUGACCCUUGGAAUACACUCUCUGUACAGGAUGCACAUGAUUGCGAUGAUCCGUCUUCCUUUGGGAAUGAUGAUCUAGUGCAUACAUUUGAGCUUUCAAUGUCCGAAGAAGGCACGAAGAAACAAGUAGCCGAACGCGAAGCCGCAGACGCCGCCGACAGGUCCCGCGUCAAGCAGGAAGAAUGGCGCGUCAUGCUGCCAGCCGUUGACGACUCUGGCCCUCUUGAGCCCGGCCAAUUCGCCGUUCAUGCCAAAGUACCCCCUCGCCCACCUCGACCGACCUCUAUUCCCGAGGCUCAUCUCUACAUUAGCCGAGAGGAUCAGUGCGGUACUGGCAAUCACUCGGCAGUCUAUUUCAGUGAGCUUGAGCUGCCACGAUGGGCCCUUGUCGACGAUGUACUCUGCGAAGCGUGUUUCCAGGUCGCGCUUCAGGAUGAAAUCAAUGAACGCACUGAAGCCGGUACCUUUGCUCCCGAGGACCCUCAGGAUCAAGACAAGCCUGCAGAGAUUAACAGAACCCAGAUGGUCGUCAAGGACCACCGGAAUGUUACCCUUGUCACGGAGAAUGUCAACCGUACUUCAGGACAGAGCGGCGGGUCUGCGACUACCCAAUACAUGCGCACUACUCCUCGCACAGUGAUCACGGAGGAGUACACGGGACCCGUUGUGCGCGUCUACCCCAAGGCCACAUGGCAGAAUCCCGAGCGCGGGCCUGUUUGUGAACAUCUGCGCGUUCGGGGACUUGACCCGCCGCUCACUGCACGCGUGAAAGUCUGCGCGAAGCUCUCUAUCCAAGGCGAUCUCCAUCUCGCGCGCGAAGCGGAGAACUAUCAAGCUUUCCCCUCGCAUUUCUUCGAACACUGGAACGGCUACAAUCUCGUGUAUCCCCUACACGACCCAACCCCUUGCGGAGCGCUUGUGCCGCAGUUCUACGGCUACUACGUUCCUCGGGGAGGGUUCAAGCCCGUCGUAAACGACGUAGUCGUCAUAGAUCCAAAUCCAGCGGCUGGCUCAGAUGCAGUCACCUCCGAUCCCAAACCAACGCCGCAGCUACCUGCAGAUUACAUCAGUCCAAUCCUGCUUCUCGAGCAUUGCGGCCUGCCGAUCCAGAUCGACGAACUUAGCGAAGACGACAAGAGCACUUGCGCGGCGCUCUACUUGAUGUUCGCUGAGGGUGGGUGGACUCAAAACUCUAUGGCCGAGCGCAAUGUCGUUAUACAGCCGGGCCCCAUCACCGACUGGCCUGUAUUUCGUGGAAUGAGUAGUCGACAGCGCAGUUUUCGAUUGAUUGAUUUCGGUCGAGCAGCGCCUCUUCGAGAGAACUACAUUCUCUUGAAGGACGAGAUUCUCCGACUGUUCAAAUUGCAUCAUCAUAGUCGCUGA
This is a messenger RNA of Peniophora sp. CBMAI 1063, 2046 nucleotides long. The record is from the annotation of a GenBank genome assembly. NCBI's taxonomy places the organism in Eukaryota, Fungi, Basidiomycota, Agaricomycetes, Russulales, Peniophoraceae.